CAACUGCAAAGCAACAUGAAGUUCUUUCUGUUGCUGUCAGCCAUUGGACUCUGCUGGGCUCAGUAUUCCCCCAAUACUCAAGUGGGGCGAACAUCUAUAGUCCACCUGUUUGAGUGGCGCUGGGCCGACAUAGCUCAGGAAUGUGAACGGUAUUUAGCCCCCAAUGGAUUUGGAGGGGUCCAGAUCUCUCCACCCAAUGAAAACAUUGUAGUUCACAACCCUUCAAGACCUUGGUGGGAAAGAUACCAACCCAUCAGCUAUAACAUCUGCACAAGAUCUGGGAAUGAAGAUGAAUUCAGAGACAUGGUGAAUAGGUGUAACAAUGUUGGGGUCCGUAUUUAUGUGGAUGCUGUAAUUAAUCACAUGUGCAGUGAAGCGGGGAGUUCAGGAACAAACAGCACUUGUGGAAGCUACUUCGAUGCUCAGAAUAGAGCUUUUCCUGCAGUUCCAUACUCUGGCUGGGAUUUCAAUGAUGUUAAAUGUAGAUCUGGAAGUGGAGGCAUUGAGAACUAUAAUGAUGCUGCCCAGGUCAGAGAUUGCCGUCUAGUUGGUCUUCUUGAUCUUGCACUUGAGAAAGAUUAUGUUCGGACCAAGAUUGCAGACUACAUGAACCAUCUAAUUGACAUUGGAGUAGCAGGGUUCAGGCUGGAUGCGGCAAAACACAUGUGGCCUGGAGACAUCAAGGCGGUACUGGAUAAACUGCAUCAUCUCAAUGUAACUUGGUUCCCUGAAGGAAGCAGGCCUUUCAUUUACCAAGAGGUCAUUGAUCUGGGAGGUGAGGCAAUUUCAAGUAGUGAGUACUUUGGAAACGGACGUGUGACAGAAUUCAAGUAUGGGGCUAAGCUGGGUACAGUGAUCCGCAAGUGGAGUGGCGAGAAGAUGGCUUACUUAAAGAACUGGGGAGAAGGCUGGGGCUUCAUGCCCUCUGACAGAGCCCUGGUCUUUGUGGACAACCAUGACAAUCAGCGAGGACAUGGGGCUGGAGGAGCAUCCAUCCUUACAUUCUGGGAUGCCAGAAUGUACAAAAUGGCUGUCGGAUUCAUGCUUGCUCAUCCUUAUGGCUUUACACGAGUAAUGUCCAGCUAUCAUUGGCCAAGAUACUUUGAAAAUGGAAAAGAUGUCAAUGACUGGGUUGGACCUCCCAACAAUAAUGAAACGAUAAAAGAAGUCACUAUUAAUCCUGACACCACCUGUGGCAAUGGCUGGGUCUGUGAACAUCGCUGGCGUCAAAUCAGGAACAUGGUUGCUUUUCGAAAUGUAGUUGAUGGCCAGCCUUUUACCAACUGGUGGGAUAAUGGAAACAACCAAGUAGCUUUUGGAAGAGGAAACAGAGGAUUCAUUGUCUUUAACAAUGAUAACUGGUCAUUAUCCUCAACUUUGCAAACUGGUCUUCCAAGUGGAACUUACUGUGAUGUUAUCUCUGGAGAUAAUGUCGAGGGCGAUUGCACAGGAAUCAAAAUCUCUGUUUCCAGUGAUGGUAGAGCUCACUUUCCCAUUAGCAACUUUGCAGAAGACCCAUUUAUUGCCAUUCAUACUGAAGCUAAAUUAUAAGAGGCAAAUUAAGUAUAUAUAUAAAUAUAUAUGUAAACGGUGUAUUAACAAAUGUUUCUCUUUUAUAUUUUUAAUUACUACAAUUUUCUGACUUAUAAGAAUAGUUUUAAAUAAUCAGUGUGAAAAAAUAAUGAAAAGAUUAGAGAAUUACAUAUACUCACACAAUUACAGGGUAACUAUGGCCAAGAUACCAUUUUAUGUGAGAAAAGCCACUUUAUUUGUCAAAACAAUAUCUAAGAGUUCACAAAGUCAAUUUAACAAAUACAUACAUGCACCUGCACACAUAUACACAUAUGGAGAAAGAACAGUAUUUUCUGUUAUGUAUGUAUAAUUUCUCUUUGCCUACACUAUUCUGUAGACUUAAGCUAUGCACAGAUGGUUUAAUGAGGAUUAUUACCCAAAAUAUGUAAUGCAGGAAUCCUAGGAUUUUCUAGACUAACUCUCUUCUUAGAAGGGCAGCAUUAAUUUGUGUUCUUUAUGCAAUUUCUUUCUUAUCUCAAGAAGAAUUCUCAGCAUAGUUUAGAGUGUUUAGAACAAUAUGUGAAAGGAGAAAAACUGGUUUCAUUCACAACCAUUUUCAGAAUAGUUCUGGAUUUUUCUUUCCUCUGUCAUGAUUUUAAAAGAAAACGUACCAAAGAUUAUUUCUUCUACCAAAGAUGAUUUCUUACACGUGUGCAAAUGAUACCGUACAAUUCACACAUGUUUGCAAAACAAACUUUGGCCUCAGAGGGCCCUCAGAUCAAAUGAAAAAAUCUUUCAACUAAAACUCCUUGCUUUGAUUUGAACACAUCUUCAAGUUUUUCUUGUGUUGGAGGCUUGGUCCACAUUGUGUGAUGUGAGUAGAAUGGGACCUCCAAGAGUUGGUGCUUAAUGAGCAUUAGGUAAGCCAAUGAAGAUAUUGCCUAAAGAAGGAUAGAAGCAAGUUGUUAUGGGAAUUUGGUUAAUUUCCAAGAGAGUGAGUUGUAUCAAAACAGCAUGGCUGACUCUUGGAUCCCUUUCUGGCUUCCUGCACUGCAUGUAAUCCUGGUCAUAUGAACUCCUGCCCAAAGCCACACAUUGUGAGACGCUCAACAGAUGUAAAAGAAAAGGCCUACUGAUAUAUUGUACUUUCAGACUCCUAAA
Molecule: messenger RNA, 2673 nt
Organism: Dipodomys ordii (Ord's kangaroo rat)
Lineage: Eukaryota; Metazoa; Chordata; Mammalia; Rodentia; Heteromyidae
Product: alpha-amylase 2B
Exons: 10
Coding region: 16-1551 (511 amino acids)
Biological process (GO): carbohydrate metabolic process
Molecular function (GO): cation binding; alpha-amylase activity
Source: RefSeq, a predicted model, not a curated record